AUGAAAAGGAGUACCGAUAUUCAAAAAAGAAUGAUGAAGGUCACAAAAACUGGAUCAGAUCGACAAAUACUUGUCAGAGACAAGAAAGAUGAAGCAAACACCUUUUCCUUCUUGGAAAUUGCGGAAUAUAUUGAUGGCCUGCCAUUGGAUUACGAGCGGGAUGAGAAUUUUCAAGACAAUGUCUACUAUUUGACUACCCACGAUGAUAUAAGAGUUGGUUUCGUAUUGAAAUUUGUCAUUGAAGAAAUGAAAGUAGUAUGCCCCACAAUAUUCGACGGUAUUUUUGUCGUUGAUACCUCAACGGCAGCAUUAAAGUUCAGGAGUCCACAUUUUGAUGAAAGGAACGCUAAACUAGACGCCUUAGGCAACGUAUUACAUGAAAAGUCUUCUCUGGAAGGUAUAAAGGGAUGGAGAAAUGAAAAAUAUACUGUAUGGACCAAUGGGCAGCCCUAUGUCUAUCUUGAACGUGCUAUGGCAGGAAUUAUGGGCAUUAUAACAUACGGUGUUCAUGUAAAUGGGUAUAUAUUGAAUGAAGUCACGAAUGAAAUUAAGUUUUGGAUCCCAAAAAGAUCGGCCACAAAACAAACGUGGCCUCUGAUGCUUGACAACAUUGUAGCCGGGGGUAUUGCUAGCGGCUUCGGAGUUUACGAUACUGUAUUGAAGGAAAGUAUGGAAGAAGCAAAUCUGAUAGAGGAUACAAUUAAGCCAAACAUAAAAGCAGCCGGUGUUGUUUCGUAUCUUCACUUCAUGCCUGAGAAAACUUCAGAAAAAUUCAAAGAUGAAAGCAGUUUCAUUGUUGGGGAGGUUGAAUAUAUAUACGAUCUCCGCCUCCCCUCAGAUAUUAUUCCGGUUCCUAAUGAUGGAGAAGUAGACAGUUUUAAUCUACUUAGCCUGCAAGAGGUGAUUGACGCCCUGGUGAGUAAAAAAUUCAAACCGAACUGUGGACUUGUAAUGGUUGAUUUUUUGAUUAGACACGGAUACAUUACUACUGACAAUGAACCAAACUAUUUAAAACUGGUUGCAAAAAUGCAUAGGACCCUCCCCUUUCCUACUGCCACUUAG
Messenger RNA from Zygotorulaspora mrakii, 1062 nucleotides. RefSeq lists its product as uncharacterized. NCBI's taxonomy places the organism in Eukaryota, Fungi, Ascomycota, Saccharomycetes, Saccharomycetales, Saccharomycetaceae. Gene Ontology annotation, molecular function: 8-oxo-dGDP phosphatase activity. Bases 1 to 1062 code for a protein of 353 amino acids. The record is from RefSeq and is a predicted model, not a curated record. The transcript has a single exon.